Messenger RNA from Aedes albopictus (Asian tiger mosquito), 1313 nucleotides. Its product is annotated as deoxyribose-phosphate aldolase. The record is from RefSeq and is a predicted model, not a curated record. Gene Ontology annotation, molecular function: deoxyribose-phosphate aldolase activity. Gene Ontology annotation, cellular component: cytoplasm. Gene Ontology annotation, biological process: carbohydrate catabolic process; deoxyribonucleotide catabolic process. The transcript is spliced from 4 exons. Lineage: Eukaryota; Metazoa; Arthropoda; Insecta; Diptera; Culicidae. Bases 203 to 1186 code for a protein of 327 amino acids.
GUCCACAACUUUAACGUCACCGUAUAGCAGGUACAUUAGCUGUUGAUGUUGAUAAGCUACAGAAACAUUCACCAUUAUCGCAUCUGUUUAGUUUGCGGAUCGCUUUUACUAUAACUUGCUAUCAGUAUUGCUUCAAGUUCAAGAACAACCAGUUCAGUGUAGUACAUUCCUCUCAGUACAAAUCAUCUACCUCAUUAGCAAUAUGGUUGAAAAUAAGCAAAUCCCUUUCGACCCCGUUCCGCUGGAAAAUGUCUACGUCAAUCUACGCAGCGUCGAGCAAUCGGUUGACCUUUUGACGUCGUCGCUUAUCAAGCGACAAACUCCGGCACAAAUGCUGCACUGGACACUGAAGGCGCUGCGUCUGACGGAUCUGACCACCCUGAGUGGCGAUGACACGCGGGCCAAUGUGGAACGGCUGUGCUUCCGGGCAGCCCAUCCGUUCCCGGAACGGCACCUGGUCGGUGCCAUCGAGGGAAGCAUUCAUACGGCGGCCGUUUGCGUGUACCCCAAUCGGGUACGCGAUGCGUACGAAUCGCUGAAGGCUUUGGGCAGGGAGAGCGAGAUCGGAAUCGCUGCAGUUGCAACCGGCUUUCCGUCUGGUUCGUAUCCGCUGAAGACCCGUUUGGCAGAGAUCGAAUAUGCCAUUGAGCAGGGAGCAUCGGAAAUUGAUGUAGUCGUAGAUCGCAGCCUGGUGCUGACCAACAAGUGGGAGCAGCUGUACGACGAAAUUGUGCAGAUGAGACAUGCUUGCGGAGAUCGUGCUCAUCUGAAAACGAUUCUGGGGAUUGGAGAGUGUGGAACCAUGGUCAACGUAUACAAAGCAUCCAUGGUCGCCAUGAUGGCCGGAUCGGACUUCAUCAAGACUUCGACUGGCAAAGAAGCUGUUAAUGCAACUUUGCCAGUAGGUUUGGUCAUGAUCCGUGCCAUUCAGGAGUUCCACAGACUAACCGGAAAGAAAAUCGGACUUAAACCAGCAGGAGGAGUUCGCACUGUAAACGAUGCCGUAGCUUGGAUGAUUAUGAUUCAGGAAACCCUUGGCGACGAAUGGCUUCAACCGGAGUUGUUCCGUUUCGGAGCUUCGGGGCUUUUGGAUGACGUCGAAAAGCAAUACUACAAACUCGCAGCGGAAUACAUAAGGAUCGCUCACGAGAAAGCUGCCGCAGCAGAAACUGCCAGUAUGAAAUAAGUAGCAUUUAACCGCUUUGACAUAAGUGAUUUGUUCACAACACACAGUUUCCAAGAUUUGACGAGUUUUUACUUUGUUUUAUUAAAAUUUGUACAAUGCAAUAACAAUAAAUAAACUAGAAAAAUUG